Aspergillus calidoustus is the source of this 2826-nucleotide messenger RNA. NCBI's taxonomy places the organism in Eukaryota, Fungi, Ascomycota, Eurotiomycetes, Eurotiales, Aspergillaceae. The record is from the annotation of a GenBank genome assembly.
AUGAAACGCACAGGCCACGGACGGGAUCCCUUGUCUCCAACACACUCCUGCCCGUUAUGCGGCGUCCCCCUCUACCCCGACGCUCUCUCUGGUGAUCACAUCCCCCCCAGGGCCCCCUUCAACGCCCCACCCGCGCCAUGGCCCACCGAUCGCCGCCCAUGGUCCACCGAGGUGCGAGCGCUCGUCGCGCAGGAUGUCGAGCGCGGAAAUAUUUUCCUGGCGGGUGUCGGCGUCGCCACCGUCCACUUGUGUGUCAAGGUGCCCCUUAAGAAGAGUCAAUCUUACCGGGACGAUCCGCCAUUGGAAAGACUGUACCUCAAUGAACUCCCGUACCAUCCAGGGCCGGUGGUUAUAGCCUUUCAUGAUGCGUGCUGGAGGAUUCUGUUAAACCAGCUCAAGGGAUCCGUCGCCGAGGGGGAUAUUAUCGCAUUGGUCUUCCAUCAGCUUCAUGAAGCAAAUCGAACUUGGCAGCAGCCCGACCUAGGCCUUGACUACGGCCAGACAUUUGAAACGCGCGAAGCGGCGGAGCGAGCUGAUCCAUUUGAGAUUCGCUCGCUGGAAGAAAUUGAACGUGCUGUCCCAUCAACACUAACGUGGUUGACCAAAGACCACGAAGAAUGGACAGCAGCACAAACCAGCGAUCCAUUUCACAAGCUCUCUACAGAAGUGCUUCAUGAGGUACUCUCCUAUCUUUCCGUCAACCAGCUUUCCUCGGUGCGUCUUGCAAGCCAGAGGUUACUCUCGGCCACUAAAUCUCUCCCGCAAUCAUACUGGCGACGCCAAUUUGCCCUGGGUCAUCCGGGCGACUUUCUCGCCGCUGACCUUCGUGUUGCCAGAGACUGGCGUAGAUUGUACUUUGGCGUCCAAUUCCUUCUCCGCGAGGGCUGCCCAACGCUGGCAAACCGGCACAGGAUCCGCAACGUCAUUGAACCGAUCGCGGCAACCGUUCAAGUAGCCUCAAUGUUACCGGAUCAACCUUAUGGUAUAUUAGUUCGCCCAUUAGAUCCCCAGAAUAUUCCGUACCGGCCUAAGGAGUUUCAACUUGAUGGGGCACUUCUGCACGACCUUCCGCCGUUCGUGCAGCCCGUUCGUUCUCUGAUCGCUGAACGCGCAGGGGAGGAUUUCCGGAUCCUCUUCCAUCGAGUCCUUGUUUUCAAUUCGGCAUUUCAUUCGCAGGGGGGUCGGUUAGGUGUCACCCUGGUGCAGAUUGGAACGAGACGGUACAUUUCCGGCGUCAAACUCUUCACCCCAGAGGAAGACGACACGAACGCACAGCAAAUCGGAUUUCCUAUGCCAAUGGAGGCGUCCAUGCAUAUACCAUCAAAUUCGUCCCUUCAAGCAGUCGAAGUCGCCUUUCGACCUGAGGGGCUCAUGGGUGUUAGAUUCAUAUUCAAGAACAGCGCCAAUUCACCCUGGUUCGGGCAGCACAGCGGCGAGGGUAUUACGCGCGGCAUUCUGGACGUCCCAGUAGGACAGGCCCAUUGCAGUCUGCUGCUAGGCUUUGAUAGAUUCAAAAUCGUCUCGCUUGGAUUUAACUUGUUCUCAAACAGCCCUCCCCCAGAAGAUCAUCCCGCUCACCUUGAAGCCCCUGAAGCGCUCGACAUCCAAAACUACCUGUGGACGCCACACCCUCCCCUCCAUGAAGACACCACCUUUGGCCCUAUACUGCCAGCCAUGUACGAUAAGGGUUUCGGACCUUUGAAUGGACCCUUAUGCAACAUCGACUUCGGUGGCCCUGGUGGCCAUCUCCUGAGUAAGCUGACUAGAAUGGUCUUCUAUAUGGAGAGUAUGGCGAGGCCGUUUAGUGGUGUGGAGUGUCAGUAUCUGGACCAGACGACGCGACGCUUUGGGACUACUACAAAGGGAGCAGCCUGUGAGAUUUCAUUUCUGAUUGACGGGCCGGCCGGGGAGCGUAUCAGCCACGUGAAUCUGUUGGUUUCUCCGAGGAUUGGGAUGGCUGGACUGCAGCUCUCAACGAACCAUCGUCGCAGCGCUUUCUUCGGCACGAUUCAGAGCCGUCUUGAGUCUGGUGCAAUAAGCCUACCCGAGAUACCCGAUGGCGAGGUCAUAACGGGAUUUGUGGCAUCGAGGCCGCCCGUCCGGCUUCGCUCGCAUCGGCAUCCAGAGCCAACGACUGUACCAGAGCGAGCCCGCCACUACACCACCGAACAACAUCCUCUACAGACCCUACCCAUCCCACUAGAGGAGGAAGCGCAGCUCAAGAGUAGAAUAAGGUCGUUUGUUAGUGGAAGAAUCGAUUACACAUACCACACGCACGCCCCGCUGGCUGCAUUGAAGAUGAUCACAGCGUCAAUCGGUAUACCCGGGCGAUCCCGCUCUGAGAAGGCCAUUUGCGGGAUGAAGCUUGAGUAUCAUGAUAAUACCCCGACUGUUAUACUGGGACAGUGGUUUCAGGAGCAUACCGCGUAUGAUGUUUUGACCGGGGAAACAGUUCGAUCGCUUGUUGUUUAUUAUCGGCAUAGCACCGAGGAGAAAAAGCUUAAUGGCGUUUAUAAGCCCACGAGAAAGACGACGGUUGAAGGCAUCCGCAUCGAGACCAGCACGUCCCGGGGUCUCAUAUUUACUGCACCUGGUGCGGACCUCGCGAGCCUUGAAGAGCGCCAGGCCCACUUUUGGCAGCCCCAUGCGGCAGAGGAACAUGGGGUACAUGAUCCUGCCACGCUUGCCUGGGAGUUGAAUGCUGACACGGACGCACUCCGCGCAACCUGCCCUUCAUGUACGCCGGAGACGACGAGAUACCGUCCGUCUCCUGAGCUUCUGGCUAGCACGUCCCGACCACGCGUCAUUCAAGGUAUGAAUUUUUGA